UUCCUUACGGUGCACAUCGAGCCGUUCUCUCUCGCUCUUACACACAGUUCUUAUUAAAAGGAGGUGAUUUCGCCAAGCUAAAUGCGGUAUUCACCUUACAACGACAGCUUUUUUAGUAAGCACUGCACAGCAAAAAAGAUCCGUCCCCAGAAUUUUUCGAAGUAAUCAAGUGACCCCCGAGGACAAGUUUUUUUUGAGAAAUUUGUGAGAUACGAAAAGUGGUACGAAACUCUGGGUGAGUAAGAAGUGAAUAUCUGUAUAAGUAGAUAAGUACAAGUGUCAAAAGGGGUGGUGGAUGAGACAGAUUUUGAAAAUCAUGUACUUACAUAUUGUGCAUCGGCAUGUACGCAACCAGCACGAAUGAGGAUUCAAAAGUUCAUUGAAUAAGAAGAAGGUGUGUGUGAAUGUGUAUGUUGUUGCACUUUUGUUUGCUAAAAACAUUCUGCACGCUCACUUCUCUCUCAGAUAUAGAAGAAUAAUAAUAAUCGCGCAUCUGUCUUAAGUAGUGGCUAAGAAAAAAAACUUUAUAUGAAGAUGAAGAGUGAGUGCGAAUAGUAGUAUUCGUAUGGUUUAAGACAGACAUCAUCUCUCAUUGUGGUCGGCUAGCAGAAAAAAACACGUCUGCCUGCCAUACACGCCGUAUAUGAAUCUCUAUGUAUGUAAGUGUAAUAUGACUUAUAAUAUAAUCCUUUAGUGAAUUAGUAAUCAGAAAUUCUAGAUUCAAAUUACAUCCACCAGCAACUAAGAGACGUCUGACUACGUGUGAGAUGAAUUUAAUGUAAUGUGACCUCAAUUUGCGCACACUUUGCAAAUAAUCGUUGAAGACGUCGUUAUACUUAUUUGAAUAACGUUUUUCUUUAACCACGUUGUCAACGUGUUCUUAAAAGGAAGAGUAAAGUUAUAAAAGGGAACAGUUCGUGUAAAUUCAUAACUUUGUAAAGGAACUGAUGUAACUUUUAAAAACGAUAAUGUUGAAGUAGUAUGAGAAGAAGAAAGGUGGAUAUUUUAAGCGUGUUUGAGUGACAUCAUUGAAAAAAUAGGAAAUAAUCAGUAAGCAUUGUUCGCAUGGAUCCUGCACCACCUUUUCUACUAAUACCGUGCACCACGAUGGAGCUGUACAAGCGAAAUCACCCCUACAAACAUCGCCGCACUCUGAGUGACAACGAAACCUCGGGAAAAUUUAGUCUGCCUGAAGACGUCGCGAUAAUUAAAACAUUGAAUCAAUGCCGGUAUCAUCACGACCGACUGCGUAAUUGUACUAAUUGCCCUACAGACUUAUUAGAGCGUGAUUGUGGGGGACAUUACUAUUCAUUUGUGAGUGGCACCUUUAAAAUACGAACCCCCUCGAGAACGGAUCAUCCAGUUUCUGCCCCUGGAACAGAAAGCACCUUAAACGAGAACAAUUUAAAGCUGAUCAAUAUGCAGACUUCUCCUCACAGUCCAAUUAUUCCUGCGAGAGAGCAGGACCACUUAGGGUUUGAGUGUUGUGGGGCUAAUUGCUUGGAUAAUAAUAAUGAUGACGAUCGUAAUGGUGGUGGUGGUGUGGAGACAUUAGCGAACUCGAACUGUGAUACUUUAUUGGGAGGCAGGAUGACAACGGGAGCAAAUACACUGACUGAGAUAACCCAAUCAAGAAGAAGCCUUGCUGCUAUUGUGACGAGAUGGAAGGAUGACUUUGUGGGCCGUUUGAGGCUUCUACUUUCAGGGAGAUCACUUCUGGCUCGGAGGAGACGGACAAAAAGUUCGGUGCUACUAAACACUCAAUGGACGAGAAGAAUGACUUCAUUCCUCUACACGUUUGCCAUCCUGCUCGUCACCUGCCUGUCACAUCUUCCCGUGUCAUACGCCUGUUCCAGUCGAUCCACACCAAAACCCCGGCCACCAAGUCCGACGCUGAGGCCGAAUAUUACCAUUCAGACGUACACUUGUCCCCCAGAGUAUGAUGCUCAUUACUGCUUAAAUGGUGCUACCUGCUUUACAGUCAAAAUUGGCGAGAGCAUACUCUACAAUUGCGAGUGUGCAGAAGGGUAUAUGGGGCAAAGGUGCGAAUUCAAGGAUUUGGAUGGUUCCUACUUGCCUUCUAAACAACGCGCCAUGCUGGAACAAGCGGGCGUCAGUGGGGCCGUGGCUAUCGUGAUUAUCUUGGUCGUGAUAGUGUUGGGCUACACGUAUGUGCGACAGUCGCGAAGAAAAUCUUUGGCUAGGCAUACACGAGAAGCCGGUGAUCAAGUGGAUGGUUUCGUCGUUGAGAGGCGACCGUUCAGUCAAUACUACUAUAAUAAUCCUAGCAUUAGUAUAAGUCAAGAUUUGCACCAGCAUCAAUCCAGAUCGAGCCGAGGUGGAACCUUGUACAAGGUGGACGUCCCCCAUGUCUCAGGAACAUCAUCCUCACCUCCCCCAAAACCUUCAGGGUCAUCAUCAUCACCGACAGGGCAGGUGCCGCUGCACACAACGAAAAAAUCCACCAAGCCACCAGAUCCUCCUCAACGGCUAACUUAACUUUAAUUAUACUAGCGACUCAAUUUAUUUAAUUUGUCCAGUCUUAUUACUUAAUAUUACUGUCCGUAUCUGCGAAAUGUUGUAGUUCAAUACAUAUUGAAGUUCCGUUCUCUUAAUCCAUACGAGUAGCCUAAGUCCAAGUAGGUUCUAAUUCUAGUUCAACCAAUACACAGUAAAAAAAUUUUUGAAUAUUAUUUUACCUAUUAUUAGUCUUUAAAAAAAUCCACAAACAAUGUACCUUAAUUAUUAAAUACAUGUCCCUACACAAGUUUUUUAGAAUACCUUUCAGAUCAAAAAAUUUUAACUCGGUGAGUUUUAAAGCAGAAUGUUGUGAAAUAAAUAAAUAGGGAGGAAUUCUGUCAUUAAAUGACACUAAAUUGUGGCUCUUUAACAUUGAAGCCACCCUUAUCAUUUGUUAUUCUUGAAAAGUAAUUUUUGAAAGAUGAUAUGCAAUACACCGUUUUUGUAUUCAGCAUGUUUUUUUAAGUAUCUCCGAGUAAAAGAGGCUGGUCCUUGCAAGUUUUAACUAGAAUUAUCCACGUAGUGUUAUUGACUAGUUUUGUAACUUUGAAUAAUAACUGAUAAUGAGGUAUUUAUGCAGGUAUUUAGGUAGGUAGAAUAAUAGUUGGUGUGUGAUACAGCUAACUGACUUAUCUAAAUAGACUUGAAUGGUAUGUAUUUAAAGUUAAAUAUUUGGUGUCAUAAUAAUCAUAAGAAUAUUCCUUGAGUGAGGUAUGUAGACAAUUAUUUAUUUCCGACUUUACAUACACCAUGAGACAGCUAGCAUUUUAGUGGCCGCGGAAGCUGUGGGGACGUUAGAAUUGUGGGACAGGUUUGGAUAAGAUGGGCAGAUGAUGGGGACAUCUAAAAACCGUGGGUCAUUGUCCCUCUGUCCCCACCCUUCCGCGGCUACUGGCUAACACAGGUAGUGCUGAUGUGUGUAUUUAUGUAGCAACGAGAGAGGAACUGGUUCAAAAAAGAUGUUGGCCAUAAUUUGACUGAUGAACAAAUUUUUCUACAUUAUUUCUAGUUUUUAAGAAUCUACCUAUUUAUGAAGUAGUGGGAUCUUUACCUAGACUGAUAAAAUAUAUAUAGAGAAAUGCACCAAUCAAAAAUGGGAAUCAGGACUGAAAAAAAGAAGAAGAAUAAUCCCAUUCCAUAUCUUCAAGAAUAACUUGCAAUUUUGGAAUAUUUCCUUUUCCUCUUUUCUAAAAAUAUUUAUGUAUAUGUAGCUCGUGCAGAGUUAUGCAUAUAGAUAGAUUAUAAAACAACGUAUAGGUUUGCUGUUUACUUAUCAAUUCUGCAUUCCGAUAACUGUUUAUGCAUCAAAAAUAUAUCAAAAUGUUCCUGUAAUCGCACAAACAAAUUUAGCUGAUCACAAAAGUUUUCUGUUUCUGGGCUUCGUAAUUUUUUGAUGAAAUUUACUCGCAUUUAGACCCACUUGUACUUCUCAUUAGGAACUUUUUCAUGCUCCGAUUACCUAUUUAUGAUUGUUUACUACUUCUCAAAAUUGAUUGAUGCAUCCUAAAACUAGGCAUUUUGUAGUCAUAUUUGCAAAGUAUGGGCUAAAACAACCAAUAAUAAUUACAUAACUACAUAAGAAUUUGAAAAUUUUAUUCUCACAUUUUUUGGUGGUUUUUGAGUAUUUUUCACCUCGAAUCAUUCCUAAAAUUGUAAACUUUUCUUCGAUAUUUUAUUCACUAAUGAAAAAACUUAGGACUAUAAACUACUCCUUAAUCUACCUCGUUUUAAUUAAGGUGCAAUCUUAUAAUUAGUCGUUAUAUACAUAAAAGAGCCUUCAUCUGCUGUCUUACUAAAUACCUAUUCCUUCCAGGCUGUUCCAAAGUAUUAUUAUUAUUAUUUAAAAUAUUUACCGAUUUUGUUUAUUACAAGAUAUUUUGUAUCUCACGAAGGAGAGUGUUCCAUUUGUACUGUUAUUUGUAUAGUAAAUUUAUUUAUGUUAUUAUAUUAUAAAUGUUUAGUUAAAAGAAUGUCAUAUUCAUAAAGUGACAGAGAUCAUGAGAAAGAAAAGAAAUAGAAAUGAAGGUAUUUUUUACAAAUGA
Folsomia candida is the source of this 4562-nucleotide messenger RNA. Its product is annotated as protein spitz. The coding region runs from base 1066 to 2499 and encodes 477 amino acids. The record is from RefSeq and is a predicted model, not a curated record. The transcript is spliced from 10 exons. Gene Ontology annotation, biological process: epidermal growth factor receptor signaling pathway. NCBI's taxonomy places the organism in Eukaryota, Metazoa, Arthropoda, Collembola, Entomobryomorpha, Isotomidae. Gene Ontology annotation, molecular function: receptor ligand activity; epidermal growth factor receptor binding.